Molecule: messenger RNA, 2899 nt
Organism: Pogonomyrmex barbatus (red harvester ant)
Lineage: Eukaryota; Metazoa; Arthropoda; Insecta; Hymenoptera; Formicidae
Gene: Mmp2
Product: Matrix metalloproteinase 2
Biological process (GO): extracellular matrix organization; proteolysis; collagen catabolic process
Cellular component (GO): extracellular matrix
Molecular function (GO): metalloendopeptidase activity; zinc ion binding
Source: RefSeq, a predicted model, not a curated record
AUUUUAUGUUUAUAUUUUGUAUUGUUGUACCUAAUUAUGUUUUUUCUGUUGCAGCAAAAUUAUCUCAUGAGAUUCGGUUACUUACCUCAGACCGAUCUCGAGACAGGAAACUUGCGCACGGAGGAUCAACUCAGGGACGCUAUAAAAAAUCUGCAGAAAUUCGGUGGUAUUUCUGUGACUGGGCAGAUUGACGAGGCGACGAAGAAGUUAAUGAGAGCCAGGAGAUGUGGAUUGCCGGAUCAGCCGGAUCCCAGAUUCACCAGGACGAGGCAUAAACGUUUCACCAUCCACGGGCAACAAUGGCCGUAUCGGAAUCUCACCUGGAGCUUGAGAUCCGAACAGCCUAGUGGCUUGGACACGGGCGGAGUCCGAUUGGAGCUGAGUAAGGCCCUCGAUCUCUGGGCCAGAAAUUCGAAGCUCACCUUCCAGGAGAUCAAUAGCGAUCGCGCCGACAUCCUAGUCUACUUCCACCGGGGUUAUCACGGAGACGGAUAUCCGUUCGAUGGCAGAGGUCAGAUCUUGGCGCACGCGUUCUUCCCAGGCAAGGAUCGUGGCGGAGACGCUCACUUCGACGAGGAGGAGAUAUGGUUGCUAGAAGAUGGCAACGAAAGCAACGAGGAGGGCACCAGUCUGUUCGCGGUGGCUGCUCAUGAAUUCGGCCAUUCCCUGGGACUGGCGCACAGCUCGGUCCAGGGUGCUCUUAUGUAUCCCUGGUACCAGGGAUUGAGCCCGAACUACGAGCUGCCGGAGGACGACCGCCAUGGGAUUCAGCAGAUGUACGGUGCUCCUGAAGGUAAAUUGUGGGGCAAUAUACCAGGUGGACCACUGCCACCGGAGCAACCGCCGCCACCUCCGACGACGACUACGACGACGACGACAACGUACAGGCCUUGGAGGACAAGACCCACUAGGCCCAAUCACUAUCCAGACGACGGCAGACCUCGGCAGCCGGCUCGUUAUCCUCAGAAACCCGAUUAUCGGCCGCACAAACCCCAUCGGCAUCACACGACGUGGUCGACGACGACGACAACGACGACGAUGAGGCCCACGCCGAGAUUCAGGCAUCGAUGGACUCCGCCACAGCAGGACGAUGUGCCUGACAAAUGCGACACGAGCUACGACGCCAUCAGCAUCAUCCGCAGAGAGGUCUUCGUUUUCAAAGGACGAUACCUAUGGCGAAUAGGAGAUCAGGGUAUCUAUGAAGGAUAUCCAGCGGAGAUCACCAGGUUAUUUAAUCUGCCAAGGAACAUCGAUCAUGUGGACGCUGUGUACGAGCGACCGGAUAAGAAAAUAGUUUUCUUCAUCGAUCGCGAGUACUACGUCUUUGACGCCAAUCAUCUAGUGCCGGGUUAUCCGAAACCGCUCACAAAUCUGGGAUUGCCAUCUUCCUUAGAAAAAAUCGACGGCGCUAUGGUGUGGGGCCACAACGGCAGAACUUAUUUCUUCAGCGGCUCCAUGUAUUGGAGGUUCGACGAAUCUGUUAAUUAUGUGGAACUUGAUUAUCCCAGGGACAUGAGCAUGUUCGCCGGCGUCGGAAAUGACAUCGACGCCGUUUUCCAGUGGAAAAAUGGCAAGACGUAUUUCUUCAAAGGCAAAGGUUUCUGGGAAUUUGACGAUCUUAGGAUGAGGGUGGCACAUGAGAAGCAGAAAUUGUCGGCACCAGUCUGGAUGGGUUGUCCGCCACCGGACGUGGAGACGAACGACAUUGAGACCAACCUGCCCAGGAAGUCGAGAAUUAUCUCCGCUUCCGCCACUGUUGUCACAGGAGAAAUUAUGCCGAUAUUUGCCAUGGUUGUUGCGAGCUUUGUCACAAGGAUAAUGUACGUGUAAAAACAAGAUUAUAAAUUGAAUCUUGUCCUUCCAGCUGACGAUGUACGACGGGAAGAAUUUUGUACCUCACCUAAGAAUUUUGCGUGCGAAAUACGAAUAUCAGAAAAUCAAUCGGAUUUUUAAAGUGAGGACAUCGACGGAUUGGCGAACACAAGGGAUGGAAGACCGUUCGUAUAUCGACGGUCUGGAAUUUCAAAGGAAUACCUGUGGCACUCACAUCUACGGAAUCGACUUCGUCGCCGAGCCUUCCGAUGAAGAAAUCUCGAUUACAGUUCGAAGUUCUAAAGAAGAUAUCGAACUAAGUCACGAAGCCAUAUCUUCAACGAAAAUAUAUUUUAUGAUGAUGAAUCAUAUAAUGCUGAGAUAUAUUACGAAGGCAGAACAUUUUCUUCUAUACAUUUUUUACUUCUAUUUUCUAUUUCGAUAUACUACAAAACUAUUGACUUAAUUUUGUAAGAGAUAUGUGACUUAGGUCUAUAUCAUCAAUCUCAGAAAGACCACUGCGCUGAAAAGCAUAUUUUUGUAUACUGCCUUUUACACGAUCGCAUUUAUGUGCAAAGCAAUUAACUUAAGAUGUAAUUUUUAUAUAUCGCAUAACAAACAAAUGAUCAAUCCUCGUAAAGAUUAAAAAAAAAAACAAUAGAGAGAAAGAUUUCUUGAGGAUAUCAUAAUUUUGCGAUAUCAAUUUAUAAACUACCACUGCCGAAAAUCCAUCCAACGUUUUUUCAAUACUCCUUUUACAAAGAUUUUUUAAUUGAAAUAAGAAUUCUCGUCACAUACAUUCUUUCCAAGGAUUAAGCGUCAACAAGAAAUUCCGCGAUCGUCCUGUUGUAAAUUGCGACACGAUUAUUCGUAGUCGCAAUCAAAUUGACAAUCUCUAAACGAUAAAAUAGUCGAUUCCAAGAGCCGUAUUUUAUAUAAAUAUUAAUUAUUGAUAUCGUAUAAUACUUAGCAGAAGAGGACACGGGCAAAAUGCAGUGUCGCCAGUUUUAUAAACUGUGAUAUUUAUAUACCGCGCGCGAUCAAGUAGUUAGUGUAAUAUCAAAGAAAUAGAGUCAAAUUUAUAUAC